AUGGCUAACGAGUGGCUGCUAUGGCUGGCCCUGUCUGCCAUCGUAGCUUCUUGGCACAGCGAGGCAACUGCUGUGAACAAGUUCUCCUUUAUGUCCCAGAUUCCUGAAAAAACAACAGGUGUGAGUCCUGUCCACAAUGGACAGGUUUGCAGUACGUGGGGCAACUUCCACUACAAGACCUUUGAUGGGGAUGUUUUCCAGCUCCACUCCGACUGCAACUAUGUCUUGACCUCUUUGUGCAAGAGUAGUUACAAUGACUUCAACAUCCAGAUAAGAAGACAGGAUGCUGGCGGCCAUACUCCCAUCAACAACAUCGUUAUGAAACUGGACGGUACUGUGGUGGAGCUCUCCAAAGGCUCAGUGGUCAUUGAUGACAAACCAGUCAUCCUACCAUUCAGUCAAGCAGGAGUGCUCAUCCAGGAAACUCCCACCUACAUCAAAAUCACAGCAAAGCUGGGAUUGGUUGCUAUCUGGAAUAAAGAGGAUUCUUUUCUGGUGGAGAUAGACCAGAAGUACAGGAACCAAACCUGUGGUCUCUGCGGAGACUUUAAUGGCAUCCAGCUCUACAAUGAGUUCUACAGCCAUGGUGUGAAAAUAGCUCCCAUGGAUUUUGCUAACUUCUGGAAAAUGGAUGGACCAACUGAAAGCUGUUCUGACUUCACACUGGAAUCAACAGAAGGCUGCAAUAACAUGAAACCUGUGUGUGAGGAUAUCCUCACAGGGGUCGCCUUUAACAGCUGUCACAGCCUGCUGGAUGUUGCCUCUUUCACCUCGGCCUGUGUUGCAGACCUCUGCCACUGUAUGAAGGAUAAAGAUGAACAGGCAGAUGCCUCCUGCCUGUGCAACACUUUGUCUGAAUUCUCUAGACAGUGCGUCCAUGCUGGUGGCAAGCCCCAGAAUUGGAGGAACAAAGCACUAUGCUGGAAAUCGUGCCCCUACAAUAUGGAGUACAAAGAGUGUGGGAGCCCCUGUUCUGACACCUGCUCCAACCCUGAAGCCAGCCACACCUGUGAAGACCACUGUAUCGAUGGAUGCUUCUGCCCUGCAGGAAUGGUUCUGGAUGAUUUGAAUGGAAAGGGCUGUGUUCCACUGAGCAAGUGCUCCUGCCGCUACAACAGCAAGAUCUAUGGACCCGGAGAGUCCUACUCUAGUAACUGCAAAAAAUGUGUGUGUCAGAGUGGCCAAUGGAAAUGUACAGAGGAGAACUGUCCAGGAACCUGCUCUGUGGAGGGAGGAGCCCACAUCAACACAUUCGAUGGGAAAGUCUAUACCUUCCAUGGGGACUGCUCUUAUGUUAUGGCUAAGGACUGCAGUGGAACCCAGUUUGUCGUACAGGGAGAACUUGUGCAGUGUGGACUGACCGAUAGUGAAACCUGCCUAAAGUCUGUUACCUUGGCUUUGUCUGGAGGGGCUAAUGUGAUCACCAUCCAGCACAAUGGCAAGGUUUUUGUGAAUGGCAUCUAUGCUCAGUUACCCUUUUCAGCCGCUGGGAUCACCGCCAUCAGAGCAUCUUCUUUCUACCUUCUGGUCCAGACAUCUGUUGGUGUUUUGUUGGAGGUGCAGCUGCAGCCAGUCAUGCAGCUUUACAUGACAGUGACCAGUGACUACCUGGCCAAAACCUGUGGACUGUGUGGGAACUUCAAUGGUAACCAGGCUGAUGACUUUCUUAAGCUGAGUGGUGUUCCAGAUGCCACAGCAGCUGGUUUUGCCAAUGGCUGGAAGACACAUGCUGGCUGCCCUGAUGUUAAGAGAAACUUUGAGAACCCCUGCAGUCUGAGUCUGGAUAACGAGAAGUACGCCCAGCACUGGUGCUCCAUGUUGAGUGACCCUCAGGGAGUGUUUGCCUCCUGCCACUCAGAGAUCAGCCCUGACACUUACAAAGAGAACUGCAUGUAUGACAGCUGUAACUGUGAGAAAAGUGAGGACUGCAUGUGUGCUGCAGUCUCUUCAUAUGUCCAUGCCUGUACAGCUGCAGGGAUCCAGAUCAGUGGCUGGAGGAAGACCAUCUGUGGAAAGUAUGCCAGUUCUUGCCCCAGAGGCAUGGUCUACUCCUAUAACAUUACAUCCAGCAGUCGCACCUGCCGCUGCAUGAGCACUACAGAUGCCAGCUGUCACAUCUCCUUCCCACCCAUCGAUGGCUGUGUUUGUGCAGAAGGAAGCUACCUAGAUGACUCUGGGAACUGUGUCCCAUCUCAUACUUGUCCCUGUUAUGACAGAGGAGCAGUUGUGCCUCCUGGACAAGUCGUCAACAAGGAUGGGGUCAUGUGCACUUGUAAGGAAGGCAAACUAAGCUGCAUUGGAGAGUUCAUUACACAGCCAGCAGCCUGUGCUCCUCCCAUGGAGUUCUUCAACUGCUCUGCUAGUGGGCCAGCUGCAAAAGGAACUGAGUGCGAGAAGAGCUGCAACACAUUAGACAUGGCUUGUGUAAGCACAGGGUGCAUCUCAGGCUGUAUGUGUCCAUCUGGGAUGGUAUCUGAUGGUAAAGGAGGCUGUAUCAAGCCAGAGUCCUGUUCCUGUGUUCACAACAGUAUUUCCUACCAGCCCGGAGAGACCACCAAGGUGGACUGCAACACCUGCACUUGUAAAAACAGGAAGUGGCAGUGCACUACCAACCAGUGUGAUGGAACCUGCUCUAUAUAUGGUGAUGGUCACUACAUGACUUUUGAUCAGAAGCGCUUCACCUUUGAUGGCGACUGUGAAUACAUCCUCAUUGAGGACUACUGUGGCAGUGCUGAGAGUAAUGGAUCAUUCAGAGUGAUCACUGAGAAUGUUCCAUGUGGAACCACAGGAACUACCUGCUCUAAGACCAUCAAGGUCUUUCUGGGGAGCACAGAACUGAUUCUAACAGAGGGAAACUACCAGCUGCUUUCAAAAGAAAAUGAAGAAGCAGUUCCAUUCCGCUACAGUACUGUGGGCAUCUACCUGGUAGUUGAGGCCAACAAUGGCCUCAUUCUUAUUUGGGACAGGAAAACAACCUUGUUCAUCAAGCUCAGCCCAAAAUAUAAGAGUCGGGUGUGUGGGCUGUGUGGCAACUAUGACAACAAUGCAAAUAAUGACUUCACUACAAGGUGCCAUGCUGUGGUGGUCAAUCCUAUUGCGUUUGGGAAUAGCUGGAAGAAUUCACCAAGCUGCCCCGAUGCUCAGGGCAUUACCGCCCCCUGCACAGCUAACCCAUAUAGGCACUCGUGGGCCCAAAAAAAGUGUAGCAUCAUACAGAGUGAUGUCUUUUCUGCCUGCCACUCCAUUGUGGAUCCUGCUCCAUACUAUGACGCAUGUGUGUUUGAUUCCUGUGCUUGUGACACUGGUGGAGACUGUGAGUGUUUCUGCACUGCUGUGGCAGCUUAUGCUGAAUCCUGUAAUCAAGCUGGCAUCUGUAUACGAUGGAGAACCCCAAAGAUCUGCCCUCUAUUCUGUGAUUACUACAAUCCCCCUGGUGAAUGUGAGUGGCACUACAUGCCAUGUGGAUUUCCUUGUAUGAAAACUUGCAGGAACCCCUCAGGCAACUGCUCUCCACAGAUACCUCCUCUUGAAGGUUGCUAUCCAAAAUGCCCUCCUGCUCAGCCAUACUUCAAUGAAGAUACAAUGACAUGUGUUUUGAAAGAACACUGUGGCUGCUACGAUAAAGAGGGGAGACAUUUCAAUGAUGGUGACACAGUGCCAACAACUGAAAACUGUCAUACGUGUACAUGCAGUGCAAUGACCAUCCAAUGUCACUAUGAUGCCAAAGUCUGUACUUGUACAUAUAAUGGAAACAAAUAUCACCCUGGCAGUACCAUCUAUAACACAACAGAUGGACAUGGUAACUGUAUCACAGCAAUCUGUGGGAAUAAUGGUACCAUUGACAAGGGGUCAUACCCAUGCCCGAAACCUACAUUGACAACUACUAUGUCCACUGCAACCACUACUUCAACCAGCCAGUCUCCAACCACGUUUGUUUUUACAUCAACUACACCAGAUAUAGUCACAGGCGCACCAAAGUCUACUCCAUCAACUAAACCAGUACACAUUAAAACAACAACUGAAACACCCACAACAACUACUCCACCAAGUACAUCUUCUACCACAACUGAAUCACCUACAACUCAGACACCUAAAACAAGUGGUCCAUCUACUACACCCUCUACCACAACUGCAACAACACAAAGUCCUACUGUAACACCUUGUCAGGAAACUUUAUGCUAUUGGUCAAAGUGGAUAAGUUCAGACUACCCCGAAUUUGGUCCUGGAAAUGGAGACAAUGAAACUAUCAAACACAUUAUACAGAAAGGAUAUAAGAUCUGUGAAAAUCCAGUGGCGGUGGAGUGUCAAGCUGUACACUAUCCAGGUCUUCCACUAAAAGACUUAGGACAAACUGUAACAUGUAAUGACAAAGGACUUCUGUGUAAGAACAGCUUGCAAUCUCCACCAAUAUGUUUGAAUUAUGAAAUAAAGGUUAAGUGUUGCGAAACAGUGCAGUGCAGCACAACCCUAAGUACUACAACUUUACCACCAUCAUCUUCUACAGCUAAUCCCAAUAAACCCACUACACCAACUAAAGAACCAUCUACAACUCAGACAGCUACUACAACUUCUCCACCAACUUCUCCUUCUGCCACAACUGAAACAAUGACAACUCUGACACCUACAACAACUACUCCGACCACUACACCGUCUUCCACCACUGAGACAACUACAACAUGUCCUGGGGGACAUGAAAUGAUGUGUAGCUGGUCAGACUGGAUAAAUCUGGGCAAACCCACAGCAGGCCCUAAUGGUGGAGAAGAUGAAUCCAUCCAGAAUAUCAUCUCCGCUGGUUAUCGUGUAUGUUCAACACCGGAAGAAGUCCAGUGUCGAGCUGUUCCUUACCCAGGUGUUCCCUUGUCACAGUUGGGACAAGUUGUGACAUGCAAUAAACAUGCAGGUCUCAUAUGCAACAACAAACAACAAGGGCUUCAGCAGCAGUGUUUCGACUACGAGAUUAAAUUUAAAUGCUGCAGCUGUACUCCUUCUACUGCAAUUACAACUACAACACCUUCUACCACAACUGAGACAACAACUCAAACUCAGACACCUACAUCUACUCAAACCAUUCCAACCCCUAACACAACUAAAAAAACAACUACAACUCAAACACCUGACACAACUACUCAACCGACUACACCUUCUACCACAACUGAAACAACUACAACUCAGACACCUAAAACAAGUGGUCCAUCUACUACACCCACUACCACAACUGCAACAACAAAAAGUCCUACUGUAACACCUUGUCAGGAAACUUUAUGCUAUUGGUCAAAGUGGAUAAGUUCAGACUACCCCGAAUUUGGUCCUGGAAAUGGAGACAAUGAAACUAUCAAACACAUUAUACAGAAAGGAUAUAAGAUCUGUGAAAAUCCAGUGGCGGUGGAGUGUCAAGCUGUACACUAUCCAGGUCUUCCACUAAAAGACUUAGGACAAACUGUAACAUGUAAUGACAAAGGACUUCUGUGUAAGAACAGCUUGCAAUCUCCACCAAUAUGUUUGAAUUAUGAAAUAAAGGUUAAGUGUUGCGAAACAGUGCAGUGCAGCACAACCCCAAGUACUACAACUUUACCACCAUCAUCUUCUACAGCUAAUCCCAAUAAACCCACUACACCAACUAAAGAACCAUCUACAACUCAGACAGCUACGACAACUUCUCCACCAACUUCUCCUUCUGCCACAACUGAAACAAUGACAACUCUGACACCUACAACAACUACUCCGACCACUACACCGUCUUCCACCACUGAGACAACUACAACAUGUCCUGGGGGACAUGAAAUGAUGUGUAGCUGGUCAGACUGGAUAAAUCUGGGCAAACCCACAGCAGGCCCUAAUGGUGGAGAAGAUGAAUCCAUCCAGAAUAUCAUCUCCGCUGGUUACCAUGUAUGUUCAACACCGGAAGAAGUCCAGUGUCGAGCUGUUCGUUACCCAGAAGAGGUCCAGUGCAGAGCUGUUGCUUACCCAGGUCUUCCCUUGUCACAGGUGGGACAAGCUGUGACAUGCAAUAGGGAUGUAGGUCUCACAUGCAGCAACAAAGAACAAGGGCUUCAGCAGGAAUGUUUUGACUAUGAGAUUAAAUUUAAAUGCUGCAGCUGUCUAAAACCUUCAACUCCAUCUACUGCAAAUCCAACUGCAACACCUUCAACUACAACAUCCCAACCACAUAUUACCACAACUAUAACAACUAUAACUCUGACACCUACAACAACUACUCCGACCACUACACCGUCUUCCACCACUGAGACAACUACAACAUGUCCUGGGGGACAUGAAAUGAUGUGUAGCUGGUCAGACUGGAUAAAUCUGGGCAAACCCACAGCAGGCCCUAAUGGUGGAGAAGAUGAAUCCAUCCAGAAUAUCAUCUCCGCUGGUUAUCGUGUAUGUUCAACACCGGAAGAAGUCCAGUGUCGAGCUGUUCCUUACCCAGGUGUUCCCUUGUCACAGUUGGGACAAGUUGUGACAUGCAAUAAACAUGCAGGUCUCAUAUGCAACAACAAACAACAAGGGCUUCAGCAGCAGUGUUUCGACUACGAGAUUAAAUUUAAAUGCUGCAGCUGUACUCCUUCUACUGCAAUUACAACUACAACUACAACACUUUCAACUGCUAUAUCCACAACACCUUCUACCACAACUGAGACAACAACUCAAACUCAGACACCUACAUCUACUCAAACCAUUCCAACCCCUAACACAACUAAAAAAACAACUACAACUCAAACACCUGACACAACUACUCAACCGACUACACCUUCUACCACAACUGAAACAACUACAACUCAGACACCUAAAACAAGUGGUCCAUCUACUACACCCACUACCACAACUGCAACAACAAAAAGUCCUACUGUAACACCUUGUCAGGAUACUUUAUGCUAUUGGUCAAAGUGGAUAAGUUCAGACUACCCCGAAUUUGGUCCUGGAAAUGGAGACAAUGAAACUAUCAAACACAUUAUACAGAAAGGAUAUAAGAUCUGUGAAAAUCCAGUGGCGGUGGAGUGUCAAGCUGUACACUAUCCAGGUCUUCCACUAAAAGACUUAGGACAAACUGUAACAUGUAAUGACAAAGGACUUCUGUGUAAGAACAGCUUGCAAUCUCCACCAAUAUGUUUGAAUUAUGAAAUAAAGGUUAAGUGUUGCGAAACAGUGCAGUGCAGCACAACCCUAAGUACUACAACUUUACCACCAUCAUCUUCUACAGCUAAUCCUAAUAAACCCACUACACCAACUAAAGAACCAUCCACAACUCAGACAGCUACGACAACUUCUCCACCAACUUCUCCUUCUGCCACAACUGAAACAAUGACAACUCUGACACCUACAACAACUACUCCGACCACUACACCGUCUUCCACCACUGAGACAACUACAACAUGUCCUGGGGGACAUGAAAUGAUGUGUAGCUGGUCAGACUGGAUAAAUCUGGGCAAACCCACAGCAGGCCCUAAUGGUGGAGAAGAUGAAUCCAUCCAGAAUAUCAUCUCCGCUGGUUAUCGUGUAUGUUCAACACCGGAAGAAGUCCAGUGUCGAGCUGUUCCUUACCCAGGUAUUCCUUUGUCACAGUUGGGACAAGUUGUGACAUGCAAUAAACAUGCAGGUCUCAUAUGCAACAACAAACAACAAGGGCUUCAGCAGCAGUGUUUCGACUACAAGAUUAAAUUUAAAUGCUGCAGCUGUACUCCUUCUACUGCAAUUACAACUACAACACCUUCUACCACAACUGAGACAACAACUCAAACUCAGACACCUACAUCUACUCAAACCAUUCCAACCCCUAACACAACUAAAAAAACAACUACAACUCAAACACCUGACACAACUACUCAACCGACUACACCCUCUACCACAACUGAAACAACUACAACUCAGACACCUAAAACGAGUGGUCCAUCUACUACACCCUCUACCACAACUGAGAUAACAAGUAAAACUCAAUCGUCGACAACAACUACUACAGCCACUACAGCAUUUACUACAACUGAAAUAACAACCACUCAUGGGCCAGAUACAACGACUAUUUGCCCAGGGGGACAAGAUAUGACAUGUGGUUGGUCAGACUGGAUAAAUCUGGGCAAACCCACAGCAGGCCCUAAUGGUGGAGAAGAUGAAUCCAUCCAGAAUAUCAUCUCCGCUGGUUAUCAUGUAUGUUCAACACCGGAAGAAGUCCAGUGUCGAGCUGUUCCUUACCCAGGUGUUCCCUUGUCACAGUUGGGACAAGUUGUGACAUGCAAUAAACAUGCAGGUCUCAUAUGCAACAACAAACAACAAGGGCUUCAGCAGCAGUGUUUCGACUACGAGAUUAAAUUUAAAUGCUGCAGCUGUACUCCUUCUACUGCAAUUACAACUACAACACCUUCUACCACAACUGAGACAACAACUCAAACUCAGACACCUACAUCUACUCAAACCAUUCCAACCCCUAACACAACUAAAAAAACAACUACAACUCAAACACCUGACACAACUACUCAACCGACUACACCUUCUACCACAACUGAAACAACUACAACUCAGACACCUAAAACAAGUGGUCCAUCUACUACACCCUCUACCACAACUGAGAUAACAAGUCUCAUAUGCAACAACAAACAACAAGGGCUUCAGCAGCAGUGUUUCGACUACGAGAUUAAAUUUAAAUGCUGCAGCUGUACUCCUUCUACUGCAAUUACAACUACAACACCUUCUACCACAACUGAGACAACAACUCAAACUCAGACACCUACAUCUACUCAAACCAUUCCAACCCCUAACACAACUAAAAAAACAACUACAACUCAAACACCUGACACAACUACUCAACCGACUACACCUUCUACCACAACUGAAACAACUACAACUCAGACACCUAAAACAAGUGGUCCAUCUACUACACCCUCUACCACAACUGAGAUAACAAGUACAACGACUAUUUGCCCAGGGGGACAAGAUAUGACAUGUGGUUGGUCAGACUGGAUAAAUCUGGGCAAACCCACUCCAGGCCCUAAUGGUGGAGAAGAUGAAUCCAUCCAGAAUAUCAUCUCCGCUGGUUAUCGUGUAUGUUCAACACUGGAAGAAGUCCAGUGUCGAGCUGUUCUUUUCCCAGGUGUUCCCUUGUCACAGUUGGGACAAGUUGUGACAUGCAAUAAACAUGCAGGUCUCAUAUGCAUCAACAAACAACAAGGGCUUCAGCAGCAGUGUUUCGACUACGAGAUUAAAUUUAAAUGCUGCAGCUGUACUCCUUCUACUGCAGUUCCAACUACAACACCUUCUACCACAACUGAGACAACAACUCAAACUCAGACACCUACAUCUACUCAAACCAUUCCAACCCCUAACACAACUAAAAAAACAACUACAACUCAAACACCUGACACAACUACUCAACCGACUACACCCUCUACCACAACUGAAACAACUACAACUCAGACACCUAAAACGAGUGGUCCAUCUACUACACCCUCUACCACAACUGAGAUAACAAGUAAAACUCAAUCGUCGACAACAACUACUACAGCCACUACAGCAUUUACUACAACUGAAAUAACAACCACUCAUGGGCCAGAUACAACGACUAUUUGCCCAGGGGGACAAGAUAUGACAUGUGGUUGGUCAGACUGGAUAAAUCUGGGCAAACCCACAGCAGGCCCUAAUGGUGGAGAAGAUGAAUCCAUCCAGAAUAUCAUCUCCGCUGGUUAUCGUGUAUGUUCAACACCGGAAGAAGUCCAGUGUCGAGCUGUUCCUUACCCAGGUGUUCCCUUGUCACAGUUGGGACAAGUUGUGACAUGCAAUAAACAUGCAGGUCUCAUAUGCAACAACAAACAACAAGGGCUUCAGCAGCAGUGUUUCGACUACGAGAUUAAAUUUAAAUGCUGCAGCUGUACUCCUUCUACUGCAAUUACAACUACAACACCUUCUACCACAACUGAGACAACAACUCAAACUCAGACACCUACAUCUACUCAAACCAUUCCAACCCCUAACACAACUAAAAAAACAACUACAACUCAAACACCUGACACAACUACUCAACCGACUACACCUUCUACCACAACUGAAACAACUACAACUCAGACACCUAAAACAAGUGGUCCAUCUACUACACCCUCUACCACAACUGAGAUAACAAGUAAAUCUCAAUCGUCGACAACAACUACUACAGCCACUACAGCAUUUACUACAACUGAAAUAACAACCACUCAUGGGCCAGGUACAACGACUAUGUGCCCAGGGGGACAAGAUAUGACAUGUGGUUGGUCAGACUGGAUAAAUCUUGGCAAACCCACUCCAGGGCCUAAUGGUGGAGAAGAUGAAUCCAUCCGGAAUAUCAUUUCUGCUGGUUAUCAUGUUUGUUCAAAACCAGAAGAGGUCCAGUGCAGAGCUGUUGCUUACCCAGGUGUUCCCUUGUCACAGGUGGGACAAGCUGUGACAUGCAAUAGGGAUGUAGGUCUCAUAUGCAGCAACAAAGAACAAGGGCUUCAGCAGGAAUGUUUUGACUAUGAGAUUAAAUUUAAAUGCUGCAGCUGUCCAACACCUUCAACUCCAUCUACUGCAAAUCCAACUGCAACACCUUCAACUACAACAUCCCAACCACAUACUACCACAACUAUAACAACUACAACUCUGACACCUACAACAACUACUCCGACCACUACACCGUCUUCCACCACUGAGACAACUACAACAUGUCCUGGGGGACAUGAAAUGAUGUGUAGCUGGUCAGACUGGAUAAAUCUGGGCAAACCCACAGCAGGCCCUGAUGGUGGAGAAGAUGAAUCCAUCAAGAAUAUCAUCUCCGCUGGUUAUCGUGUAUGUUCAACACCGGAAGAAGUCCAGUGUCGAGCUGUUCCAUACCCAGGUGUUCCCUUGUCACAGUUGGGACAAGUUGUGACAUGCAAUAAAGAUGCAGGUCUCAUAUGCAACAACAAACAACAAGGGCUUCAGCAGCAGUGUUUCGACUACGAGAUUAAAUUUAAAUGCUGCAGCUGUUCUCCUUCUACUGCAAUUACAACUACAACACUUUCAACUGCUAUAUCCACAACACCUUCUACCACAACUGAGACAACUACUCAAACUCAGACACCUACAUCUACUCAAACCAUUCCAACCCCUAACACAACUAAAAAAACAACUACAACUCAAACACCUGACACAACUACUCAACCGACUACACCCUCUACCACAACUGAAACAACUACAACUCAGACACCUAAAACGAGUGGUCCAUCUACUACACCCUCUACCACAACUGAGAUAACAAAAGAGGUCCAGUGCAGAGCUGUUGCUUACCCAGGUGUUCCCUUGUCACAGGUGGGACAAGCUGUGACAUGCAAUAGGGAUGUAGGUCUCAUAUGCAGCAACAAAGAACAAGGGCUUCAGCAGGAAUGUUUUGACUAUGAGAUUAAAUUUAAAUGCUGCAGCUGUCCAACACCUUCAACUCCAUCUACUGCAAAUCCAACUGCAACACCUUCAACUACAACAUCCCAACCACAUACUACCACAACUAUAACAACUACAACUCUGACACCUACAACAACUACUCCGACCACUACACCGUCUUCCACCACUGAGACAACUACAACAUGUCCUGGGGGACAUGAAAUGAUGUGUAGCUGGUCAGACUGGAUAAAUCUGGGCAAACCCACAGCAGGCCCUAAUGGUGGAGAAGAUGAAUCCAUCAAGAAUAUCAUCUCCGCUGGUUAUCGUGUAUGUUCAACACCGGAAGAAGUCCAGUGUCGAGCUGUUCCAUACCCAGGUGUUCCCUUGUCACAGUUGGGACAAGUUGUGACAUGCAAUAAAGAUGCAGGUCUCAUAUGCAACAACAAACAACAAGGGCUUCAGCAGCAGUGUUUCGACUACGAGAUUAAAUUUAAAUGCUGCAGCUGUUCUCCUUCUACUGCAAUUACAACUACAACACUUUCAACUGCUAUAUCCACAACACCUUCUACCACAACUGAGACAACUACUCAAACUCAGACACCUACAUCUACUCAAACCAUUCCAACCCCUAACACAACUAAAAAAACAACUACAACUCAAACACCUUACACAACUACUCAACCGACUACACCCUCUACUACAACUGAAACAACUACAACUCUGACACCUAAAACAAGUGGUCCAUCUACUACACCCUCUACCACAACUGAGAUAACAAGUAAAUCUCAAUCGUCGACAACAACUACUACAGCCACUACAGCAUUUACUACAACUGAAAUAACAACCACUCAUGGGCCAGGUACAACGACUAUGUGCCCAGGGGGACAAGAUAUGACAUGUGGUUGGUCAGACUGGAUAAAUCUGGGCAAACCCACUCCAGGGCCUAAUGGUGGAGAAGAUGAAUCCAUCCGGAAUAUCAUUUCUGCUGGUUAUCAUGUUUGUUCAAAACCAGAAGAGGUCCAGUGCAGAGCUGUUGCUUACCCAGGUGUUCCCUUGUCACAGGUGGGACAAGCUGUGACAUGCAAUAGGGAUGUAGGUCUCAUAUGCAGCAACAAAGAACAAGGGCUUCAGCAGGAAUGUUUUGACUAUGAGAUUAAAUUUAAAUGCUGCAGCUGUCAAACACCUUCAACUCCAUCUACUGCAAAUCCAACUGCAACACCUUCAACUACAACAUCCCAACCACAUACUACCACAACUAUAACAACUACAACUCUGACACCUACAACAACUACUCCGACCACUACACCGUCUUCCACCACUGAGACAACUACAACAUGUCCUGGGGGACAUGAAAUGAUGUGUAGCUGGUCAGACUGGAUAAAUCUGGGCAAACCCACAGCAGGCCCUAAUGGUGGAGAAGAUGAAUCCAUCAAGAAUAUCAUCUCCGCUGGUUAUCGUGUAUGUUCAACACCGGAAGAAGUCCAGUGUCGAGCUGUUCCUUACCCAGGUGUUCCCUUGUCACAGUUGGGACAAGUUGUGACAUGCAAUAAACAUGCAGGUCUCAUAUGCAACAACAAACAACAAGGGCUUCAGCAGCAGUGUUUCGACUACGAGAUUAAAUUUAAAUGCUGCAGCUGUACUCCUUCUACUGCAAUUACAACUACAACACUUUCAACUGCUAUAUCCACAACACCUUCUACCACAACUGAGACAACAACUCAAACUCAGACACCUACAUCUACUCAAACCAUUCCAACCCCUAACACAACUAAAAAAACAACUACAACUCAAACACCUGACACAACUACUCAACCGAAUACACCCUCUACUACAACUGAAACAACUACAACUCUGACACCUAAAACAAGUGGUCCAUCUACUACACCCUCUACCACAACUGAGAUAACAAGUAAAUCUCAAUCGUCGACAACAACUACUACAGCCACUACAGCAUUUACUACAACUGAAAUAACAACCACUCAUGGGCCAGGUACAACGACUAUGUGCCCAGGGGGACAAGAUAUGACAUGUGGUUGGUCAGACUGGAUAAAUCUUGGCAAACCCACUCCAGGGCCUAAUGGUGGAGAAGAUGAAUCCAUCCGGAAUAUCAUUUCUGCUGGUUAUCAUGUUUGUUCAAAACCAGAAGAGGUCCAGUGCAGAGCUGUUGCUUACCCAGGUGUUCCCUUGUCACAGGUGGGACAAGCUGUGACAUGCAAUAGGGAUGUAGGUCUCAUAUGCAGCAACAAAGAACAAGGGCUUCAGCAGGAAUGUUUUGACUAUGAGAUUAAAUUUAAAUGCUGCAGCUGUCAAACACCUUCAACUCCAUCUACUGCAAAUCCAACUGCAACACCUUCAACUACAACAUCCCAACCACAUACUACCACAACUAUAACAACUACAACUCUGACACCUACAACAACUACUCCGACCACUACACCGUCUUCCACCACUGAGACAACUACAACAUGUCCUGGGGGACAUGAAAUGAUGUGUAGCUGGUCAGACUGGAUAAAUCUGGGCAAACCCACAGCAGGCCCUAAUGGUGGAGAAGAUGAAUCCAUCAAGAAUAUCAUCUCCGCUGGUUAUCGUGUAUGUUCAACACCGGAAGAAGUCCAGUGUCGAGCUGUUCCUUACCCAGGUGUUCCCUUGUCACAGUUGGGACAAGUUGUGACAUGCAAUAAAGAUGCAGGUCUCAUAUGCAACAACAAACAACAAGGGCUUCAGCAGCAGUGUUUCGACUACGAGAUUAAAUUUAAAUGCUGCAGCUGUUCUCCUUCUACUGCAAUUACAACUACAACACUUUCAACUGCUAUAUCCACAACACCUUCUACCACAACUGAGACAACUACUCAAACUCAGACACCUACAUCUACUCAAACCAUUCCAACCCCUAACACAACUAAAAAAACAACUACAACUCAAACACCUGACACAACUACUCAACCGACUACACCCUCUACUACAACUGAAACAACUACAACUCUGACACCUAAAACAAGUGGUCCAUCUACUACACCCUCUACCACAACUGAGAUAACAAGUAAAUCUCAAUCGUCGACAACAACUACUACAGCCACUACAGCAUUUACUACAACUGAAAUAACAACCACUCAUGGGCCAGGUACAACGACUAUGUGCCCAGGGGGACAAGAUAUGACAUGUGGUUGGUCAGACUGGAUAAAUCUGGGCAAACCCACUCCAGGGCCUAAUGGUGGAGAAGAUGAAUCCAUCCGGAAUAUCAUUUCUGCUGGUUAUCAUGUUUGUUCAAAACCAGAAGAGGUCCAGUGCAGAGCUGUUGCUUACCCAGGUGUUCCCUUGUCACAGGUGGGACAAGCUGUGACAUGCAAUAGGGAUGUAGGUCUCAUAUGCAGCAACAAAGAACAAGGGCUUCAGCAGGAAUGUUUUGACUAUGAGAUUAAAUUUAAAUGCUGCAGCUGUCAAACACCUUCAACUCCAUCUACUGCAAAUCCAACUGCAACACCUUCAACUACAACAUCCCAACCACAUACUACCACAACUAUAACAACUACAACUCUGACACCUACAACAACUACUCCGACCACUACACCGUCUUCCACCACUGAGACAACUACAACAUGUCCUGGGGGACAUGAAAUGAUGUGUAGCUGGUCAGACUGGAUAAAUCUGGGCAAACCCACAGCAGGCCCUAAUGGUGGAGAAGAUGAAUCCAUCAAGAAUAUCAUCUCCGCUGGUUAUCGUGUAUGUUCAACACCGGAAGAAGUCCAGUGUCGAGCUGUUCCUUACCCAGGUGUUCCCUUGUCACAGUUGGGACAAGUUGUGACAUGCAAUAAACAUGCAGGUCUCAUAUGCAACAACAAACAACAAGGGCUUCAGCAGCAGUGUUUCGACUACGAGAUUAAAUUUAAAUGCUGCAGCUGUACUCCUUCUACUGCAAUUACAACUACAACACUUUCAACUGCUAUAUCCACAACACCUUCUACCACAACUGAGACAACAACUCAAACUCAGACACCUACAUCUACUCAAACCAUUCCAACCCCUAACACAACUAAAAAAACAACUACAACUCAAACACCUGACACAACUACUCAACCGACUACACCCUCUACUACAACUGAAACAACUACAACUCAGACACCUAAAACAAGUGGUCCAUCUACUACACCCUCUACCACAACUGAGAUAACAAGUAAAUCUCAAUCGUUGACAACAACUACUACAGCCACUACAGCAUUUACUACAACUGAAAUAACAACCACUCAUGGGCCAGGUACAACGACUAUGUGCCCAGGGGGACAAGAUAUGACAUGUGGUUGGUCAGACUGGAUAAAUCUUGGCAAACCCACUCCAGGGCCCAAUGGUGGAGAAGAUGAAUCCAUCCGGAAUAUCAUUUCUGCUGGUUAUCAUGUUUGUUCAAAACCAGAAGAGGUCCAGUGCAGAGCUGUUGCUUACCCAGGUGUUCCCUUGUCACAGCUGUCCAACACCUUCAACUCCAUCUACUGCAAAUCCAACUGCAACACCUUCAACUACAACAUCCCAACCACAUACUACCACAACUAUAACAACUACAACUCUGACACUUACAACAACUACUCCGACCACUACACCGAUGGUGAAAUUUGGAAAGCAGCCAAGUGUCGCACAGGAAAAUGUGAGAAUGGCAAGGUGACCUAUACGAAGGCACUCUGUCCAACUCAGAAGCCUUUAGUGUGCACAAACAACUUCCCUGCUAUUGAAGUGCUGGAUGAUGGUGAUGAAUGCUGCACCCACUAUGAGUGCCAGUGUAACUGCUACGGUUGGGGCGACCCACAUUAUGUUACCUUCGAUGGAACCUACUAUAAUUUUCAAGGCAACUGUUCCUACUGGCUGGUGAAAGAGAUCUUGCCCAAAUACAACUUCAGUGUUAUGAUAGAUAACUACUACUGUGGUGCAGCUGAUGGCUUAUCCUGUCCUCAGUCCAUCACUAUCUUCUACCAGAACUACAAGAUAUUUAUUACACAGAAGGAUAUCAAUGGCAAUUUCAAAAAUCUGGUUUCUGUGAAUGACAAGCCUGUAAACCCAGCAUACCAGAAUCAUCUUAGUGACUUCCGUGUCACCACCACUGGUAUUAAUACAGUGGUCAUCAUCCCAAGAAUCAAUGCCAAGAUUACCUUCUCAGGGCUUAUGUUCAGCAUCUACCUGCCCUAUAGUGAAUUUGGCGGCAACACCGAAGGACAGUGUGGUACAUGUGACAACAACCGGACAGAUGACUGUAUGUUGCCCAGUGGCACAGUUGAUCCUUCAUGCCCUCAUAUGGCACAUGAAUGGCAUACUAACAACAGCAACUGUGAACCUCCCUUCCACCCCACACCAGUCCCUACACCUAAUCCCUGCGAUUCAACUAUCUGUGAGAUCAUCAAGAGCAGUGUGUUUGAAAAGUGCCACACGGUCGUUGACUACAGUCCAUUUAUUGAGGCCUGCGAGUUUGACGUGUGCCACAUGCACAUUAAUCCCAUUGGCUGCAUCAGCUUGCAAACCUAUGCUGACGCCUGUGCUGAGUCUGGAGUGUGUAUCGAUUGGAGGAGUGCCACCAAAGGAGUCUGUGAAUAUACAUGUCCAAGUCCCAAAGUGUACAAGGCCUGUGGCCCUCUAGUGGAGCCUACCUGUGAUUCUUGGUACAACCAGAAGUUCAUCAUUGACGUCAACGAAUUCAGUAGAAUGACAGAUAUAAGCCUGGAGGGUUGCUUCUGCCCAGAAGGCACCACCCUUAUCUCUUCCAACUCAGUUGAAUGUGUGCCCAACUGUGAAAUUUGUCGACUUGCAAAUGGAAAAUGGACAACGGCCAAUACAACAUGGAUAGAAGGCUGUGACGAGUGUACAUGUGAAGAGGACACUCUGCAGGUCAUCUGUCGUAGUGUGUCCUGUCCAUCACAGCCGCCACUCAGCUGUGACCAAGAAGGUCAGGUCAAAGUCACUGACAUUAAUGACUGCUGUCAAAAGGAGAAAUGUGAGUGCGAUGUGAAGCAAUGCCCUGGUGUGCCAUCCUGUCCUCCUGGUUACAAUGUAAUCACCACCGUGGGAGUCUGCUGUCACAAAUACUCCUGUGUGCUUAAGGAUGUGUGUGUUUUCAACAACCAUGAGUAUCAGGUUGGAGACGUGGUGCCCAAAAAGCCAUGUGAGAAAUGCAUUUGUAGUAAGAACAGAGAUGGCAGCAGCGGUUUGCACAUAAUCGAAUGCAAACCUACACAAUGUGACAAACACUGCCCUCUGGGUUAUGAGUACCAGACUGUCCCUGGCCAGUGCUGUGGGAACUGUGUCCAAACAAGCUGUAUUGUCACACUAUCAAACAACUCAACACACACAUUACAGCCUGGUGCCAUUUGGACUCCCACUGGAAACCCCUGUGUGAAGUAUGAGUGUAUGAAGAUCGAUAAACAGUUCAUCACAGUUGAUAUGAAGACCAUCUGUCCUACCUAUGACCCCAGUGAAUGUGUACCGGGAACAGAGAUCAUAGCUCCAGAUGGGUGCUGCAAAUUCUGUACUCCGAAGCCUCACUCAUGCAGUGUGUCUACCACUGCUGUGUACCUGGAGACCCAGGGCUGCCGCUCCAAAGACAUGAUCAAUGUCACAUCCUGUAAUGGAGCCUGUGGUACCUACACAUUCUACUCUACCAUAAUGAGAUCCUUGCAGCACACCUGCUCCUGCUGCCAGGAGUUGUCCACAUCUGAACGCCAGAUUCAGCUCUCCUGCCCAGACAACACAGACAUCACCUACACAUACACACACAUCAAUGCCUGUGGGUGUCUCAAGACAGAGUGCGCUGUGCUCGGCCACAGUGAAAUGGUGACAACUCCCUCUAGUCUUAAGUCUCGUCAACGCAGGAGAUUACGCAAAAUCCAAAACUAG
Messenger RNA from Scomber scombrus (Atlantic mackerel), 18222 nucleotides. RefSeq names its product mucin-5AC-like. The transcript has 52 exons. NCBI's taxonomy places the organism in Eukaryota, Metazoa, Chordata, Actinopteri, Scombriformes, Scombridae. The record is from RefSeq and is a predicted model, not a curated record. Bases 1 to 18222 code for a protein of 6073 amino acids. Gene Ontology annotation, cellular component: extracellular matrix. Gene Ontology annotation, molecular function: protein binding.